AGCUGAGCUCCCAGGAUGGGAAGGGCGACCUGGGUGACCCUCCUCCGACGCGGCCCACGGUAGGCGUUUGCCCUCCUGCAGGUUUAGUAGAAAAGGCAUCUCCUGCAGUUUGCAAAGUGCUUUGGGUUAUUUUAAGCAGAAACUGGAAUCCAGCCCGUCUAUGAGUUAAAUAGAACCCUGGAUAAGCGAGCGGGAUGUCACAGGAAGGAGCUGGUCCUACUGGAACAGCCACGAUGGAGGUGGGCACCAACCUUACUGACAUCGUGGCCCACAAAAAGAUCACCAUCCGAGAGCUGGGGGGGUGCAUGGCCCCCAUCUGGUCCAGUUACUACGGAAACUGCCGUUCUCUGCUGUUCAUGAUAGACGCCUCCGACCCCACCCAGCUGUCUGCGUCCUGCGCGCACCUCCUGGGCCUCCUUUCCGCAGACCCGCUGGCGGAAGCAUCGGUCCUGAUACUCUUCAACAAAAUCGAUCUGCCCUGCUUUAUGACCAUAGAGGAGAUGAAGUCGUUACUCAGGCUCCCAGACAUCAUCGCCUGCGCCAAGCAGAACAUCACCACGGCAGAAAUCAGUGCCCGCAAAGGCACCGGCUUGCCGGACGUGCUGCGCUGGCUCCAGGACGCUCACAGAACCAGCGUUUGACUGCUGUGUGGAGGACGUGGCUGGACGGCUCUGUGGCAACAGGCAGGGUGUGAUGCUGCUUGGCCUCUGGCAGCUUGUUCUUAUAAAGACAGGGUGACCCAACAUAAGCCUAGAAGGCGGGGCACCGUGCUGAGUUGCAGUGAUGGGUAAACUGAGGCACCCAGGUUGCAGAAACUCCUGACAGCUGACCUCUGAAUGAAAACUGUCCCAAGGCUGGGAGACCUCUGGUCCUGAGCACCCAGAGAAGCUUGAGCAUAUAGGGUUCCCACAGGUAGGUGGGGGCAGGGAGAGGCUCUGAUGGAGCACAGGUCCCCCAGUGUCCCGCUGUGUCCUUUCAGCUGAGGGAGCAUGCAGAACACCCACUGAUUGGCGGGUGUGUCCUGGGGCUCCUUUUGACAAAUUGCCACAAACUGUGGCUUAAAAUAACGUAAAUUUACUGAGGCCCUGAGUCUGAAAUCGGUUUCAGCGGGCCUGGAUCCUGCUGGAGGCUCUGAGAGAAUCCAUUCCUUGCUUCUCUUCCCGUUUCUUCUGGCUGUGGGUGAUGCUUGGUGUCUGUGUGGCCAGCAGAACUUAUAAAGACACUUGUCAGUGGACUUCAGGCUCAUCUUAAAUCCAGGAUGGUCUGGCCUUGAGAUCUGCAAUUAUAUGUGCAGAGACCCUUACUUCUAGAUUAGAUCACAGUUGUGUGUUCUGGGGCUUAUGACGUGGCGUAUCUUUCGUGGCCACUCUUCAACCCCCUACAAUUAGACAGAAAUUUUCCUCUGCUCACUGGUGUGAUCGUGAGUUCUCUACCAAGAGCUCUGUCUCCCCUGGCGGUUCAGGCUCCCUGCAUCGUGCAAGAACUCCAGGCACAUCCCCAUGUAGAGCACAAGCUGGGGCCUCAGCCUCCACGCGGUUGCCAUUCGGCCACUUUGGCAGGGAUGGGGGGGUCACAAGUGAUGUCCCAGAAAGCUCUGCAUAUUCCACAGGGCAAUGUGAGCUCAAAUGUUAUCACUUCCCGUUUGAAGCGAUGAGCCUUACAGCACGCCUCUCUGGAAAGGUUUGCUACUGGCUGUGCUGUGUAGGGCCUGUCACUGCUGGGUGCCACCUCCUCAGACAUGCCCCAUGCAUUAUGUUCACCUCUGCCACCGGGCAGCCCUAGCUGGACCAAUCUCAACCCCACUGGGGGUUCCUUGUAGGUUUCACAGACAACCUGGGACCUAAAGGGCUCUCAGACAUCCCCCAAUUUCAAAAGACGAGCAGAGCCUGGUCGAAAGCAUGAAGUGCUGCAUGCAGCUCAUCGCUCCGCCAGAGACGGGGCCGGCGCUGGGCCUGGACCCGGGCCCCGGGCCUGCCCUCCCACCGCCAGCGAGCAGGAGGGCCUCCCUUUUGUGCUGUAAACCAUGUUCCACGUGCUCAAAAAAACACUAAAACAGAUCUUAACUAUAUUAAAUUGGCAUAUAGCCAGAGGAAGGACCUCUUAAAGUUACAUUUGAACAUAAUUGUUCUAUCUUUAGUUGGAUAAGUAUAAAAAUAGAAAUCCUAAACUUAAUUUAAAAAUUGUAAACUUCAUCAUAUACUUUUAGCGUUAGCAGUACUCUUAUAUUUUAUAUUUGCUGUAGAAUAAAAUAAACAUUUGUUAAAUUUUCAGUGUAAAAAAUGCAAACACCUAACCCUGUAAUACUACAUUUUAAUAGCAAAUGUCAAUACAAACUCAGACUGUUAAAGUUA
Molecule: messenger RNA, 2351 nt
Organism: Pteropus alecto (black flying fox)
Lineage: Eukaryota; Metazoa; Chordata; Mammalia; Chiroptera; Pteropodidae
Gene: ARL16
Product: ADP ribosylation factor like GTPase 16
Exons: 4
Coding region: 195-641 (148 amino acids)
Molecular function (GO): GTP binding; GTPase activity
Source: RefSeq, a predicted model, not a curated record